Molecule: messenger RNA, 1635 nt
Organism: Gorilla gorilla gorilla (western lowland gorilla)
Lineage: Eukaryota; Metazoa; Chordata; Mammalia; Primates; Hominidae
Gene: GPHB5
Product: glycoprotein hormone subunit beta 5
Exons: 3
Coding region: 128-520 (130 amino acids)
Biological process (GO): regulation of thyroid hormone receptor signaling pathway; G protein-coupled receptor signaling pathway
Cellular component (GO): cytoplasm; extracellular region
Molecular function (GO): hormone activity
Source: RefSeq, a predicted model, not a curated record
UCAAGCAGCCCAGUAACAGAAGGUAGAGACAUUUACCCAGGGCAAACUUCUACCAUUCAUUGUGACUUCCUGAAAUCUUAGUGCAAGUUUCAGCUCUAAAAGAAGAGUGGGCUCCUGCAAGAUUAGCAUGAAGCUGGCAUUCCUCUUCCUUGGCCCCAUGGCCCUCCUCCUUCUGGCUGGCUAUGGCUGUGUCCUCGGUGCCUCCAGUGGGAACCUGCGCACCUUUGUGGGCUGUGCCGUGAGGGAGUUUACUUUCCUGGCCAAGAAGCCAGGCUGCAGGGGCCUUCGGAUCACCACGGAUGCCUGCUGGGGUCGCUGUGAGACCUGGGAGAAACCCAUUCUGGAACCCCCCUAUAUUGAAGCCCAUCAUCGAGUCUGUACCUACAACGAGACCAAACAGGUGACCGUCAAGCUGCCCAUCUGUGCCCCGGGAGUCGACCCCUUCUACACCUAUCCCGUGGCCGUCCGCUGUGACUGCGGAGCCUGCUCCACUGCCACCACGGAGUGUGAGACCAUCUGAGGCCGGCAUGGUCUGCAGAGAGCAGCUAGCGGCCUCAGCCUCACAGACCCACCUGUGUGAGCAGCACAUGCAGUUAUACUUCCUGGAUGCAAGACUGUUUAAUUUCGACCACACCCAUGGAGGAGGUUACCUGUCGCCCCUUAGGUCCAGCUCAGGCAAAAGGCCCAAAUGCAGCCUACUUAUGCUAAAAGUUCAAAACAAUAUUCGUGCCUUCACCAAAAUAAUUUCUCCAGCUCACAUACCUGCAAAUUAAUUUUUCUUUGCCUUGAGUCUUGGAACAUAAUUUGUGUAUCACAAUCCUCCCCCAAUUUGGACUUAUAAUAUGCUAAUGAUUUAAACACAUUGGAUGUAAUUAGGAUAUGGGGCUGGAAAGUCUUUAAAUUCUCGUGUUCUAUUUAACCACUGAUCUCCAACCGGAUUUAUGAUUAAAGGGCUAGAAAUGAACAAAACCCAUGUACUAGUCUUCCUUACCCCAGAGGAAUUCCAGCUGCAAGCUUCUUUAGGGAAAAUGCUCCCUUCCCCUUUUAACUGAGCAAUUAUCUACACAAGAAAUAAGACUGCUCAGAUAUACAAAGAGAGUAGCUUCAAUGAAAAGAUGUUUGGAUUUGGAUAAUUCUUUUCCCUAGCAAAAUUCGCUAGCUCCCUUAAGAGUCUUAAUAAAGAGGCUACGUUGGGAUUAAAAGAAAAAAAAAACAAAUAAAAUAUGUAACUAAUAGCUAUCUCAUUUAGCCUUAAAACUUAUUAAACUAAACUCAUGUUUUAGAGUAUGAUGUUCUCCCAAAGCUAUGGCAAAAUGGCCAAUCACAAGUAUUCUUCCCCAUUUAUCAUAUUUUAAAUUUAAGUUGUAACUUACUAAACUCAGAAAUUUUGUAUGCGUUUAGGGGUAAAACUGCAUGGCUGGCUCAGAGGAAAAAGUCUGUGAUUUUCUAGCUCCUGCCUCUCUAAAAUCUUACAGUAGCUAAUUCUGUGGCUGGAAAAAACCUCCAAAACUCUAAUGUUAUGCAAAUGUCUUUAAUUCUGGCAUUUUUGAGGUUGAAUUUAACCUUGUUCCUUUUUCAUAAUGUGCCAAGAAAACCUAUAUUAAUGCCAAUAAAGCAUGUCCUCUGUCUUUUGGA